CCCCCACUUCGCCCCGCAGCUCCGCGGCCGCGCCGCUGAGUCUGACUGUCUGGCUAUAUGCUUGUGCAGAGCGGGGUGGAGAGGUUGGACUUUGCAGUGGAAGCAGCAUCCCUGCUGUCUGGGACCUGGCGGAGGGCGUCCCCACUUCGGGGGAAGCAAAGGGCCAGCCCUGACCUAUCCUGGCCUAGACUGGUCCUGCCCAGCCUGAGCCCUCCGUCCAGGAGCCGGCUCUGAGGCAGGGGCUACUGUGGUCCCCGAGCGCAGCUACUAUGGACAAGAUCCUGGAGGCGGUAGUGACGUCAUCAUACCCGGCGAGCGUGAAGCAAGGGCUGGUGCGCCGCGUGCUUGAGGCUGCGCGGCAGCCGCUGGAGAGAGAGCAGUGCCUGGCCCUGCUAGCACUGGGCACGCGUCUCUACGUGGGCGGUGCGGACGAGCUGCCGCGCCGUGUGGGCUGCCAGCUGCUGCAUGUGGCCGGCCGCCACCACCCCGAAGUCUUCGCCGAGUUCUUCAGCGCACGACGCGUGCUGCGCCUGCUGCAGGGGGGCGCCGGGCCGCCGGGGGCCCGCGCGCUAGCCUGCGUACAGCUCGGCCUGCAACUGCUGCCCGAGGGGCCCGCGGCGGAGGAGGUGUUUGCGCUGAUGCGGCGCGAGGUGCUGCGCACCGUGUGCGAGCGCCCGGGGCCGGCGGCCUGCGCGCAGGUGGCACGGCUGCUGGCGCGGCAUCCUCGCUGCGUCCCCGACGGCCCGCACCGCCUGCUCUUCUGCCAGCAGCUGGUGCGCUGCCUCGGUCGCUUCCGUUGCCCCGCAGAGGGCGAGGAGGGUGCCGUGGAGUUCCUGGAGCAGGCCCAGCAGGUGAGCGGGCUUCUGGCGCAACUGUGGCGUGCUCAGCCCGCCGCCAUCCUGCCUUGCCUCAAGGAGCUGUUCGCCGUUAUCUCCUGCACAGAGGAGGAGCCGCCGUCGAGUGCCCUGGCCAGUGUGGUCCAGCACCUCCCAUUGGAGCUCAUGGAUGGUGUCGUCCGGAACCUCAGCAAUGAUGACAGUGUGACUGACUCCCAGAUGCUGACUGCCAUUAGCAGGAUGAUCGACUGGGUGUCCUGGCCCCUGGGGAAGAACAUUGACAAGUGGAUCAUUGCACUGCUGAAGGGCCUGGCCGCUGUUAAGAAGUUCAGCAUCUUGAUCGAGGUUUCACUCGCCAAAAUUGAGAAGGUUUUCUCCAAGCUUCUGUACCCCAUUGUCCGGGGAGCCGCCUUGUCUGUCCUUAAGUACAUGCUCCUGACCUUCCAGCACUCCCAUGAGGCCUUCCACCUGCUCCUCCCUCACAUCCCCCCAAUGGUGGCCUCUCUGGUCAAGGAGGACUCCAACUCGGGGACCAGCUGCCUGGAGCAGCUGGCAGAGCUGGUCCACUGCAUGGUGUUCCGGUUCCCAGGCUUCCCAGACCUGUAUGAACCCAUCAUGGAGGCCAUCAAGGACCUCCAUGUUCCCAAUGAGGACCGAAUCAAACAGCUGCUGGGGCAGGAUGCCUGGACCUCGCAGAAGAGUGAGCUGGCCGGCUUCUACCCCCGGCUCAUGGCCAAGUCAGACACGGGCAAGAUCGGUUUAAUCAACCUGGGCAACACGUGCUACGUGAACAGCAUCCUUCAGGCCUUGUUCAUGGCUUCUGACUUCAGACAUUGUGUGCUCCGUUUGACUGAGAACAACUCGCAGCCCUUGAUGACCAAACUGCAGUGGCUCUUCGCCUUCCUGGAGCACAGCCAGCGGCCUGCCAUUUCUCCAGAGAACUUCCUGUCUGCAUCCUGGACACCCUGGUUCAGCCCUGGAACCCAGCAGGACUGCUCAGAGUACCUGAAGUACCUGCUGGAUCGGCUGCACGAAGAGGAGAAGACCGGGACAAGGAUCUGCCAAAAGCUCAAGCAGUCCAGCUCUCCCUCCCCACCUGAGGACCCCCCUGGCCCGAGUUCAACCUCUGUGGAGAAGAUGUUUGGGGGCAAGAUUGUGACUCGGAUUCGUUGUCUCCGCUGCCUCAACGUCUCCUCCAGGGAGGAGGCAUUCACGGACCUCUCUCUCGCCUUUCCCCCGCCCGACCGCUGCCGCCGACGCCGCGUGGGCUCAGUGAUGCUCCCUGCAGAGGACAUCGGCGCCCGGGACCUCCCUCCGCCAUCCCGAGCCCAGGUGCCAAGUAGGACGGGUCCUCAGAGGCAGAGGAAACACUGCAUCACAGGGGACGUCCCCCCCGCCGUCCUGGACAUUGAAAGCCUGGGCCCCCAGGGGCCCGGGGGACAGAGCAAUCUGGAGGAGAAGGUGGAGAGGGAGGAGGAGGCGGAGGAGGAAGAAAGGACCAGGGAGGAAGAGGAAGAGAAGGAAAAGGGGGACGAGAAAGUGGAGGAAGAGAAGAAGGAAAUGGAGAAGGAGACGGAGGCAGAGGGGAAGGACACAGGGGUGGAGAGGAAGGAGCUGGAGGCGGAGGGGAAGGAGCAGGAGGCGGACGCCGAGGGGAAAGAGAAGGAGGCGGAAGCGGAGGCCGAGGGGAAAGAGAAGGAGGCGGAAGCGGAGGCCGAGGGGAAGGAGAAGGAGGCGGAAGCGGAGGCCGAGAAGAAGGAAGCAGGCAACCCCGGCCCAGGGACCCGCAAGGAUGCCACUGCCCCCGCUAGCGAGGGCUCCCGCUCCGUCCUGGACCUGGUCAACUACUUCCUGUCCCCUGAGAGGCUGACGGCAGAGAACCGCUACCACUGCGAGUCGUGCGCCUCGCUGCAGGACGCGGAGAAGGUGGUGGAGCUGAGCCAGGGGCCACGCUACCUCAUCCUCACGCUGCUGCGCUUCUCCUUCGACCUGCGCACCAUGCGGCGCCGCAAGAUCCUGGACGACGUGUCCAUCCCGCUGCUGCUGCGCCUGCCGCUGGCCGGGGGCCGGGGCCAGGCCUACGACCUCUGCAGCGUCGUGGUGCACUCCGGCGUGUCCUCAGAGAGCGGCCACUACUACUGCUACGCCCGUGAGGGCACCGCCCGCCAGACCCUGAGCCUGGGAGCCGCCGACAGGCCCGAGCCCGACAACCAGUGGUACCUGUUCAACGAUACGCGGGUGUCCUUCUCCUCUUUUGAGUCUGUCAGCAACGUCACCUCCUUCUUCCCCAAGGACACGGCGUAUGUGCUCUUCUACCGGCAGCGGCCCGGGGAGGGGUCUGAGGAGGGGCCUGAGGCUGAACCUGGCUCCCCCCGCACCCGGGCAGAGCCAACCCUCCACAAAGACUUGAUGGAAGCCAUUUCUAAAGACAACAUCCUUUACCUGCAGGAGCAGGAGAAGGAGGCACGGAGCAGGGCCGCCUACAUCUCUGCACUCCCUGCAUCUCCGCACUGGAGGAGGGGCUUUGACGAUGACAAGGAUGAGGAUGAAGGCCCUCCCGGGGGCUGCAGCCCUGCAGGUGGCACUGGUGGCGACUUCCACAGACUGGUCUUCUAACAUGAACCCUCCUCCCCCAGCCUGCUCGCACUUGUGGCCUCACAGCCAACCUUGGGUGGCGGGGGUGUCCUGAACCCCUUCCUUCUGGGAGCAGGGUGGGGGCCCAGGACCUGGGCCGGAGUGCUCUGCCAGGCGGGGUCUGAAGGAGGCUGUGGAGGCCGGUCCAGUCCUGAAGGUAGACCUGUCCAAGGACAAGAAAGGUGGUGAGGGGGCUUCUGGGACACCGGCCUCAGCCUGAAGGGCACUCGGAGACUCAGAUACAGAGGUGAGACCCAAACCCCUUAAACUGGGCCUUAGGUCCUGACACUGGGAUCAGCCCCAUGAAGAGUGACACCCAGGUGUCCUGGUCAGCUUGAAGCAGCUUAGAUGGACACUCUGUGGGCCUGUUCCCUGCAGGCCCCCCGACAGGGCCGAGCUUCACAGCUCUAGUGUCUCGCCAUCAAGUAGCACUUCCCUUCCAGCUCCUUUCAGACAAUCUUGUUUCUCUGUCGUACAAAAAGCAGAGCAGGACCCAAGCCCUGGCACAAAGAAGGGGGCUGCGUGUCACCACCUCUGGCCACCGCCUUGUUUCUCUGAGGGGGUUUGAGGCAAUGCUCAUGGGUGGCCACACUGUACUUUUUUGAGGAGCGUAGGUGGGAAGCAGCUGGCACAGGAUCAGAGACUCCCCCCCCCCCCCCCCGACACCCAAGCAGCAAUGCGGAGAGGGGAGACGGCCUCUUAACCCCUCUCCCGCCUCAGUGCCUGAGAUGCCACCAUUCGCAUCCCCAUUCUGGUUAGGAGAGAGAGUCCUUAUUUUACUGCAAGCGUGUUUGUGUUUCUCACGAUGACGCCUGUCCCGAGGGAAGCUGGCUGGCUCAGCACCUCAGCAGGUGGUCAUUAGUGGGGCGGGCUGGUGAGUGAAGUUGACCUCCUUGUGCCCUCACACUGCUGUACCCCUUCUAAAUGGAGAGAGGGGACCCAGGGUCUCAGACAGGAAUAAAAACAGGUUCUCUGAAGCCUUUAAA
This is a messenger RNA of Camelus dromedarius (Arabian camel), 4456 nucleotides long. It is a transcript of the gene USP35, whose product is annotated as ubiquitin specific peptidase 35. The record is from RefSeq and is a predicted model, not a curated record. NCBI's taxonomy places the organism in Eukaryota, Metazoa, Chordata, Mammalia, Artiodactyla, Camelidae. Gene Ontology annotation, biological process: protein deubiquitination. Gene Ontology annotation, cellular component: cytosol; nucleus. The coding region runs from base 270 to 3452 and encodes 1060 amino acids. Gene Ontology annotation, molecular function: cysteine-type deubiquitinase activity. The transcript has 11 exons.